Molecule: messenger RNA, 1560 nt
Organism: Scomber japonicus (chub mackerel)
Lineage: Eukaryota; Metazoa; Chordata; Actinopteri; Scombriformes; Scombridae
Gene: rsph4a
Product: radial spoke head component 4A
Exons: 7
Coding region: 1-1560 (519 amino acids)
Biological process (GO): cilium movement involved in cell motility; axoneme assembly; cilium assembly
Cellular component (GO): axoneme; radial spoke
Source: RefSeq, a predicted model, not a curated record
AUGGACGCUCCGGAUAAACAGCAGGACAGCAGUCAGCAGAGUGUACAGGCUGCUGCCGCCUUCAAAGCUUUCAUGUUGAAAAACAGCAUCAAAAGUAACCUGAACCUCUAUGACCACCUCACCCAGGUGCUGAUGAAGGUCAUGGAUGAGCGUCCACAGAAUGUGGUGGAUGUGAUUGAGGAUAUAAGCUGUGAUGUGAAGCGGGGAUUAUUUGAAGACAAGUGGAGCACCUUACGAGACCUUCCACAGACUACAGCUGCUGAGCUGCUGGCUGAACAUCAGCGCCUGCUGUUUGCAAGGCCAGAAGAAGCUGACCAUGAGGAGGAACUGGUGGAAACACCACUUCCUAAUGUAAGUGAAAUUGGCUUCUACAUGGAGCAGGCUGGAGUUGGUCUGGGCAGAGAGGAGAUGCAGAGAGUCUUCCUGGCACUGAAGCAGCUGGUUGAGUCUCAGGGCCUUCAGCGGUGCAGACUGUGGGGAAAGAUUCUGGGCAAAGAGAGCAGCUAUAUCAUUGCUGAAGCUGAUUACAGAGAGGGUGAGGAAGAGGAAGAACAAAACAAUGGAGAAGCAGCCGAGGAAGAGGAGAGAGAGGCCGAGGCUCUUGAAAAUGAGAAUGAGAUGGAUCCACUUCCUCAGUCGAUCUAUAAACCCCCACCAUCUGUACCGAAGGAGGCAAUAGGAACAGGCACUAACAAGUUUCUUUACUAUGUGUGCAAAGAACCUGGUCUACCUUGGGUAAAGCUUCCUACAGUCAGUCCUGCACAGAUCACUGUUGCUCGCCAGAUCCGUAAAUUCUUCACUGGGAGACUGGAUGCUCCAGUUGUUAGCUACCCGCCUUUCCCUGGGAAUGAAGCCAACUAUCUGAGAGCGCAGAUUGCUCGAAUCUCUGCUGGUACUCAGGUCAGCCCCCAGGGCUUCUACCAGGCCGGGGAGGAGGAGGGUGAUGAGGAUGAGGAAGCUCCCAGGGACAGCUAUGAAGUGAAUCCUGACUUUGAAGGUCUUCCAGUUUCUGAAAUGUCUGAGUCUUUGUCUACCUGGGUGCAUCAUGUUCAGCACAUCCUGCAGCAGGGUCGCUGUACUUGGGUGAACCUAGCUGUGAAACCAGGGGAAGAGUCUAAUGAGGAAGGAGAGGCUGAAGAGAAAGAAGAGGAGCCUGAUGAGCCUGAGCCAGAGGUUGGACCCCCUCUGCUCACUCCCCUUUCCCAAGAUGCAGAAAUGUUCAACACCCCUCCCUGGAGCUCCAAGAUGUCCUCCACUCUCACCUCUCAGCAUGCAGUAGCUGUGGUGCGUUCCAACCUCUGGCCAGGAGCAUAUGCAUAUGCUUGUGGAAAGAAGUUUGAGAACAUAUAUGUUGGAUGGGGUCUGAAGUAUUCAGGGGAAGGGUACAACCCACCAGUCCCCCCGUUACCACAGAAGGAGUAUCCCAGUGGACCAGAAAUCACAGAGGCUCUGGACCCAACACUGGAGGAGGAGCAGGCACUGCAGGAGGCUUUAGAGGAGCAGCAAGCAGCUCAGGAGGAGAUGGCAGAGACAGAUGAAGAAGAGGAAGAUGAUGACUGA